This is a messenger RNA of Nerophis lumbriciformis (worm pipefish), 993 nucleotides long. The record is from RefSeq and is a predicted model, not a curated record. Lineage: Eukaryota; Metazoa; Chordata; Actinopteri; Syngnathiformes; Syngnathidae.
AUGGCGUCAGGGGUUAUUCGUGGCGCGUUGACGUUUGGUAUAUACUGCCAACAUUUUUGUUGGAAUUCCACAGUCACGCAUGUUCGGGGGAUUAAACGUUGGAUGAAGUCUUACACACUCCUUAUGGAACGAAAGCUAAAGCUUGAAGGUCCUCCACCGCCGAUACCAAGAUCACAAAAGCCUAAUUGGGAUUACCAUGCUGAGGUUCAGGCUUUCAGCAUUCGCCUUCAUGAGAACUUCUCCUUGGAACGAUUGAAAACAGCAUUUAUAAAUCCCUGUUACCUGCAGUCAGAGCAGAAAAAAAGACAAGAGUUGGGACUGGACUCUGAAAUCGCAGCUCUUGCUCUAAAAGAUAAUAUUGAGUUGAGCGCAGAAGGAUUUGACAUCACAAAAUGUUUCCUUACUGAUUGGUGCAUGGCCAACUUUCCUAGCCUGCCAACAGAAGGGGUGGAAAGUAUUGUGACACACCUUAUGAGUGUGGAUCUAGUGAGUAAUGUCGCUCGAAAUCUAGGCAUUGAAGAUUUAACAAUGAGUUUACAAUUUCCGGUCCCGGACAAUGUGCUUCAUUCUACAUUAAUGGCAGUCAUAGGAGCGCUGCAUGAAAGCAGUGGAACAGAGCGCACAAGAUAUUUCCUCAGGGAUUUUCUAGUCUCCCAGCUAAUAGGAAAAGACCUGUUUGAUUUGUGGACAGUCAUCAAUCCUAUGGGUCUUCUGGUUGAGGAACUAAAUAAGCGAAAGAUUUCACUUCCUGAGCCCCGCCUCAUCAGGUCUGCUGGGUCCAGCACAGUACUGCCACUGUAUUUUGUUGGUUUGUACAGUAAUAAGAAGCUCCUGGCCCAGGGUCCAGGUGAGACACUUAUUGCAGCAGAGGAGGAAGCGGCUCGUGUGGCCUUGCGGCAACUCUAUGGCUUCACUGAGAACCGGAGACCAUUUGAUUUUAGUCCACAACCACAGCAUGAGCAUCCUUUACUUGAAUCAGUCAGCAGCAGAUAA